UCACCUCCUCCUCCUCCUCCGGCCUCUCCGCCGCCUUCACCCUUUCUCAGCCGUCGCCUCCGCCGCCUCCCGCUUUUCCGGCCUCUCUUCCUCCUCCUCCUCCCUCUCUUCUACUUCCUCCUCUCCCAUCCUAGCCGCUCCUUCCUUCUCGAUUUCUUCUCCGCCCUCGCUCUCUCCGCCGCUCUCCUUUUCUUUCUCAAUCUCGCUCUCCCUCGCCUCCCUUCCAUUCGAUUGUUCCUUGCUCGCUCCUUCCCGAUCAAGCUCUCCUCCGCAUCCGGACUGCCCAGGGCGCCUUUGCCGGUCUUCUGGUCCAUCGGAUCUCGCCCCAAGUCGGAGAAACGGGGAAACUCCGGCUGCUGGGUCCAGGUCUACAGCAACGGUGACGUCUACGAGGGUGAGUUCCACAAGGGCAAGUGCUCUGGAAGUGGCGUUUAUUACUAUCACAUGAGCGGCAGGUACGAAGGCGAUUGGGUCGACGGCAAGUACGACGGCUAUGGCGUAGAGACGUGGGCCAGGGGCAGUCGUUACAGGGGACAGUACAGGCAGGGGCUUAGGCAUGGAUAUGGGGUUUACAGGUUCUACACCGGCGACGUUUACGCCGGAGAGUGGUCCAACGGACAGAGUCACGGUUGUGGAGUUCACACCUGCGAAGAUGGCAGUCGAUAUGUUGGGGAAUUCAAGUGGGGUGUCAAGCACGGCCUUGGCCACUACCACUUCAGGAACGGCGAUAUAUACGCUGGAGAAUACUUUGCUGACAAGAUGCAUGGUUUUGGCGUAUAUCGGUUUGCAAAUGGUCACCGAUAUGAAGGAGCUUGGCACGAGGGUAGACGGCAGGGGCUGGGAUUGUAUACAUUUAGAAAUGGAGAAACACAAUCGGGUCAUUGGCAAAACGGGAUCCUUGAUGUUCCAAGUACGCAAAACACUACGUGUCCGGUAUCGCCAGUUGCUGUCAACCAUUCCAAAGUGCUAAACGCGGUCCAGGAAGCAAGGAGAGCAGCGGAGAAGGCAUAUGACAUAGGCAAGGUUGAUGAGAGGGUCAGCAGAGCAGUUGCCGCAGCCAACAGAGCCGCCAACGCUGCAAGAGUAGCUGGCGUCAAAGCUGCCCAGAAACAGAUUCAUCCUUCUAGAAACAUCGACAACUUCCCAUUUCAUGUCGUGUAAUACAGUCUGUUAGCCAACUCCAGUUUUCUGUAUACAAAUCCUUAAUGAAGAUAGCAGAAGAAAUGAAUGAAGCGCCCCUUUAUUUUAUACGGCAUA
Messenger RNA from Tarenaya hassleriana, 1257 nucleotides. RefSeq names its product radial spoke head 10 homolog B-like. The record is from RefSeq and is a predicted model, not a curated record. The annotation marks the transcript as partial. Lineage: Eukaryota; Viridiplantae; Streptophyta; Magnoliopsida; Brassicales; Cleomaceae. The transcript has 3 exons.